UCAGUGCUUACUUGUUCUGUUUCAUUCCCUAGAUUAUCUGGUCUAUAAAUAAUCCUAAUAUUUAUUCUUAGGUACGAAACUUCCUCUGACCAAAAAAAAAAAAAGAGAUGCGAAACUCCGUAGAAAAAUGGUAGGUAAACAAAGUCUCUUUGUACUAUAAUACCUGUAGAAAGGGUAUAAGAAUUCCUCCGUAUAUCUGAAUCUUUUUCCUCUUCUCUCCUCUCCUCAAGUCUUUGCUUCAAGAAAAGCCAAAUAUUAUCUUCUUUGUUUUGCAGUUCUAUUAAUCGAAUACCCCCAUUAGCAUCUUUAGCAAGUUCCCCUCAUUCCUAAGUGAUUUUUUUUUUAUUUCUGGUUUUGAUUGACGAAAAGGAGUACCGGAAAGAUUGAAGUGUUAACAAUUCAGAUAUCAAGCAAAUUAGGUUUGCUCGGUGUUUUAAUGCAAAGGGUAGAGAACAUUCACAAAGCAGGGGUUACUGUUUUACUGGUCUGUGGGUAUAGUUAUGCCAGAGAUCUUAGAUGACCAUGAAGGCAGUCCAUCCCUACUAUCCGUCGCCGUUGCCAACGCCGAAUUAACUCCGGCGGAGGAUGUCAAUUCAAACCUAUUUGACAAGUAUAAGCUGGGGAAACUCCUGGGUUGUGGCGCAUUUGGUAAAGUGUAUCAUGCCAGAGACAUUAAUACGGCACAAAGCGUUGCGAUUAAGGUCGUCGGCAAACAGAAAAUCUUCAAAGGUGGUCUAACUGCGCACGUUAAACGAGAGAUCUCUAUCAUGCGCCGGUUGCGUCACCCUCAUAUCGUACGCCUACAUGAAAUUCUCGCCACGAAGAAGAAAAUAUACUUCGCCUUGGAAUUCGCUAAAGGAGGUGAACUAUUCUCAAAGCUCGCUAAAGGCCGAUUUAGCGAAGAUCUCAGCCGACGAUAUUUCCAGCAGUUAAUAUCGGCCGUUGGAUAUUGCCACUCUCGCCGCGUCUACCACCGUGAUUUGAAACUGGAGAAUUUAUUACUGGACGAAAAUUGCGACUUGAAAGUUACCGAUUUCGGAUUAAGCGCUGUCGGGGAUCAAAUGCGACCCGGCGAGUUGCUCCAUACACUUUGCGGGACCCCUGCUUACGUGGCGCCGGAGAUUUUGGCGAAGAAAGGUUAUGAUGGUGCUAAGGUGGAUAUAUGGUCAUGUGGUAUUAUCCUUUUUGUGUUCAAUGCUGGGUAUUUACCCUUCAAUGAUACAAAUUUAAUGACCAUCUAUAGGAAAAUUUACAAAGGUGAAUUCCGCUGUCCGAAAUGGACCUCGCCCGAGUUGAAGAGGUUGCUGACACGGUUACUUGAUACUAACCCGGUUACUCGUAUCACUGUUGAAGAGAUUAAGAAUGACCCGUGGUUUCAAAGAGGGUAUCAAGAGGUCAAAUCAGAAAACCAAUUCGAAAUCAAGUUGGGUCUGGAUUCUGCCGAAAAAUUUCUCAACGCAUUUGAUAUUAUAUCGUAUUCCUAUGGUUUUAAUUUCUCCAUUUUGCUUAAAGAUAAUGGUGGAUUCAUCGAUAAGGAACGGUUUGUAUCAAUGGAGUCACGGGAGAAGAUAAUCAGGAAAGUUGAGGAGGUGGGGAAAGCGGAGGGGAUGACGGUGGUGCAAAGGAGUGGAGCCUCCGUCAAGGUGGAGGGGCAGAAUGGUAAUUUUGUAUUAAUGGUGGUGGUUAACCGGUUAACUGAGAAACUGGUAAUAGUGGAAAUUGAGAAAAGGGAGACUGAAGGUGAAAUAUGGAAGAAGAAAUUCAAGCCGCAGAUAAGUAGCUUUGUUUAUCAAGAGGAAGGACCAAAUUCUGGUAGCUGACAAGGACAUUUGGGCUUAAAUUUUAGCAAUCAAUGAUUUUUAGUGAAAUAUUCGAAGGGAAGCAAAUUAACGUGUUGUACUACUAUUAUUAUUUAUUAUCAUCACUGCUAUUGAAAGAUGUUUAACUUA
This is a messenger RNA of Capsicum annuum, 1949 nucleotides long. RefSeq names its product CBL-interacting serine/threonine-protein kinase 14. The coding region runs from base 501 to 1820 and encodes 439 amino acids. The transcript has a single exon. NCBI's taxonomy places the organism in Eukaryota, Viridiplantae, Streptophyta, Magnoliopsida, Solanales, Solanaceae. Gene Ontology annotation, molecular function: ATP binding; protein kinase activity. The record is from RefSeq and is a predicted model, not a curated record. Gene Ontology annotation, biological process: protein phosphorylation; signal transduction.